Molecule: messenger RNA, 1817 nt
Organism: Cladocopium goreaui
Lineage: Eukaryota; Dinophyceae; Suessiales; Symbiodiniaceae
Source: the annotation of a GenBank genome assembly
AUGUGUGACUUCAACCCCAUGGCGGCCUUUCGAUGCAUACAGGGUCCAAGUAUCAAAGGCUGGUUGAGCGCCAGCGAUCUGCAUCUAUGGCUGCAAUCGCAGCCACAUCCAGUGACAGGCUAUGUGCUGGAGGACGUGCUGGCCAUCGUCAAGUUGCGCACAGGCACCCUUGAGAUUUUUCCUGAGGAUUUUGUGCGAAUGACCACACCCACGUUUCGUUCCAGCGGUUGGUUAAAGGAGUUGGCGCUGGCCCGCGGCGCCCGGCCCGGCCAUAUGCCGCCCGAGGUGAGUUACAGGCUCUGUCAGCUCUUCCUGGUGGAACUGGACUUCGUGAGCCGUCUCCGAUUUCAUCAGCGAAGGUUGCGGCAGGUGGCGAUCUCGGGCUAUGCCAUCAUGAAAUACCUCGAUGCGGAUGAGGGUUUCUGCGCAGGCAUGGGUGGUCUCCUGUGCUCGUCCGCGGUGCGUUCCUUGCUGAUGCGCGGUGUCCCGGGAUACGCACGGCCCAUGGAAUCGAUGUUAUGCGACGCCCUGCUGAAACGAAUCAACCCUUCGGACGCAGCAUUCUUCCCAGCCGAUGCCCUGGGUCGGCUCUUGGACGUGCUGCUGCCCACCGCAGGAUGGACCGCAGAGCGCGCAGCCUUCGAAAGCUAUGCCUAUGAUCGCCCCCGCAGCCCCAUCCGUGUGCCAGCCACGAGCCCUCCGCGUUUGGUGAGCCCUCGCCGCUCCGAAAGUCCCAGGUCUAGCCGCGGCUACCUGGGCAGCCCGGUCCGUCGCAACUUGGACUAUGAACCCAUCAGUCCUGCGCGGAGCGUGCGAAGCCCCGCGAGUCCCGUGACGCCGUUGCCGGACUACUUGGUGCCAGAUCGACGUCCUCCACGGCAUGCGGGGCAAAAACUCUAUGAGUCUUGGACCAACGCGACGCCAUCGCCCAAAUCGCCCAUGAGGACCACUGGAAACUGGAUCAGCGAACUGUCCACACAAGACCCUGGACUUUCGAUGGAACGCAGCCUCGAGAGUUUCCUUCCUUCUCCGUCUCGCAGUUUCAACGGCUCCUUCUUGCGGGAGCCAAGUCUGGAACGCUUCAGAGCAGGUUUGACCUCUCCGACCAUGGACAGCUUCAGGCAGACCAAGCAUUUCCUGGAUAUGCGCGAGCAACGCGCCGUACAACAGACCUUGAUGGUCAUGGCGCGUAUCGCCAAGUUGGAUUCGCAGGUGGAAGAUCUGAAGUCGCUUAUGCCAGCGUGUUGCACUGUGGAAGAGGUUUUUGCUGAGCUUGACACAAUGCGCGCGGGAUACAUCAAUUUAAGCGAUAUUCGGCGCUUCAUGUUUGGCUACGGCAUGACGGUGAAAUACGCCUCGUUCACCACCAUGGUCAAUGAGCUCCACCUGCGACGAAAGAUCUUCGCGCAGCACGCGCUGAAAGGUUUUUUCAUGCUGCCGGAUAGCAUGGACUUUCGCGACGUGGGGGUCUUGACCUUGCCAUUGACCAGCCAAGCAUGUCAGGCAGUGAUGGAUGCCACCAGCGACGACGAAGCGAAAUCAGUGCUAUACUUGCUUCGUUCCUCUGAGCCCUGCCCGGGCUGCGGCUUGCGGGUGCAACGCUCCGCGGAGUGUGCGGGAUGCCCUAGCGUCACGUGUCCCAUGUGCAGGACUCCAUUCAAAUGCAACUUCGUGGUGGGCGACCGUCCUGAACCAUGCUACCCGCUGACAUCCACUGCCAAGACCAACCUUUACCGCCUAUUGGGAGGAACCAUGGAGGCCGCGGACGAGCUGGAACGGGAGCGACGAGAGUUGGCAGCCUACCUGACACAUGAGAU